Messenger RNA from Globicephala melas (long-finned pilot whale), 1955 nucleotides. RefSeq names its product short coiled-coil protein (gene SCOC). Gene Ontology annotation, cellular component: trans-Golgi network. The record is from RefSeq and is a predicted model, not a curated record. NCBI's taxonomy places the organism in Eukaryota, Metazoa, Chordata, Mammalia, Artiodactyla, Delphinidae.
AUGCGCAGGCGUCCCUUCUUGAGUGGGGAUUGGCUGGCGACGGGCGGCCGGGCCGGGGCGGGACUCCAGCCUCGGCGCACGCUCUGUGGGCGGAGAGGGCGGGGUUGCCGGUGGCAGUUGGUCCGAGUGUCCAGGCCUGAGGUAUCCUCCUGGUCCCUCCUCCUGCCGGCUCCUCAAACGGCAGACCAUUCAUCAAGAAUUUUGUAUCCAAGGCCCAAAAGUUUGUUACCGAAAAUGAUGAAUGCUGACAUGGAUGCAGUUGAUGCUGAAAAUCAGGUGGAACUGGAGGAGAAAACACGACUUAUUAAUCAAGUGUUGGAACUCCAACACACCCUUGAAGAUCUCUCUGCAAGAGUAGAUGCAGUUAAGGAAGAAAAUCUGAAGCUAAAAUCAGAAAACCAAGUUCUUGGACAAUAUAUAGAAAACCUCAUGUCAGCUUCUAGUGUUUUUCAAACAACUGACACAAAAAGCAAAAGAAAAUAAGGGAUUGAUAUCGCUUAUGUCUUACGGAAUUGCUGCUGAUCUUUUUUUCUUUAAAACUUGGAUAGAUUCCAAAAGUUAUAGUACUUUUGUUUGUGGCUUCACUGAGUAUUUAUGAAGAUAAUGUCAGACCUAAGCAAAAUUAAGAGCAUAACAGAAGACUUUCAUGAGUUUGUGUAUUAUGUUAGUCUAUGAAAAUGUGCAAAGGUAUUGUAGAGACUUUAUAAUUAGAAAUGCAUAUAUUUAUGAAACUUGAAAAUGAAUGUUAUAUCAAAUUUGCUUUGAUUUAUAGGUUUAGCAUUGUCUUUUAUUAUAGGCAUAGUUAGAGAUACAAGAAAAUAACCACCGUGUUGUGACAAAGUGACCAAAAUCACGUACUGAAUGCACAGCUUUAUAUACCCUGUCCACCAUCGUGUGCCUCUUCUCCAUUUGCUUUCUUCCCAUUUUCCUUCCCCUAAGGAGAAAAUUGGUUUCACAUUUGUAAAAAGUAAUUUCAGUAGUUAAUCAUCUAAGAGAGUAGCCCGAACUCUGUUGAAACUUAACCAAAAUAAGAUAUUUUCUCAGUUUAGGGCUUAUUUGUUAUAUUUAGUAAUAAGAUAGGAUAGUUGGUUUCUGUUUAAUCAAUUGAAAACGGGGGCUAUAAAGAUGAAGAUUUUUCUUUGAAACUGAAUUAUCGUAUUGGGAAGAUUUGUUGUUAAAAACUUCCUUUGCACAAAAUAAUCCACUUGAUACCUGAAAAGAUGAGCUCUGGUUGUGUGUGUGUUUGAAAUAGAAAAUUUUGAGGAAAAAUAGAAAUAGGGUAGGAGAAGUAUUCAAUACUUGGUAAGUACUUGUAACCAACUCCAAACAGUUUUACUCCAGAUUUGUGUUAUCUCUGGCACAGAUUAGAUUUGGGCCGGGGGGGGGGGAAUAUAUAAGAAAAUGGAUUAAGUUUGGCUAACCUUAUAUAAACCAUACCUAGAAGAGAAUAAAAUUUGGUCUCAGGUUUAUUUGCAGUACCCAGAUGAUCAACUUUGCAAAGUCCCUUAAAAACUGUAUUAAGUAUCAGAAUCAUGAAUAAAAUGGGAGAGUUUUACAUGUAUACUAAUUGAUGCUUUCUCAGUAUUUUAUCUCACUACUUCUCCCAGAAUUUUCUGUAAACCCAACUACUGGUUUGCAGAGUUUUAGUCAUUUAACACUUUUUAAAAAUUUAGUUUGUACAUUCCAUUUGGUAAAGAAAUCAGUAUCAGAAGUAAUGUUAAAAUAUUAAAUAGGAAAAGAGAUCCACUAAUAUAGUUUAUGGUUAUUAAAUUUAGGCUAAUCAUGGAAUAAUCUUAAUGUUUGUAUUGGUGUUAAGAUUUGAUGACUUUAGCUGUAUGAAUAUAUAAUAGUCAUACUGCAAACAUUUUGCAUCCCUUUGUGACCUAAUUUUUAAACAUUUAAAACUGUGUUGCCAUUAUGCUUUGCUGUUUAAUAAAAAGCUGUUUCAAAAAUUG